CCAGGGAGCGGAUCGUUAAUGCGGUUAAAUUGCGCUUUCAGGGAAUAAACGCAGCGCCACUGUCAGUGCCCUGAACUAACACGGGAGCCCGAGGAAGACCACCAUUCAUUGCCAAUGCGGGAUUAUUGCUUUAAAGUCGAGAGAAUUGCCCUGGCGAGCCACGGUUGUUUUUUUUCUCUCUCUCUAUCUUUUUUUCCAGUUGGAUCUCUCUCCAUACAUAUAUUUUUGAUCAGUACUGCAAAGUUGGUACUUUCAGGUCAAUCACUUUUUAUUGGCUUUUAAACCGUCCAGAUUAACUUCAAGCAACGCCGUCCAGAAAUGAAAUAAAGAUUAGUCCACUGAGGGUGGAUGCUACUUUUUCUCUGUAUCCCGGCGGCCCUCUAGUUCCCUUAAACAAAAGUAAUCCAUCGCAAGGGAGCGGAUGCGAUCUGGAAUCAUCUCGAGUAGAAAGCAGACCCAUUUCUGAUUAUAUAAUGCUUAUUGAGACUUAUCCAGCGAACCCUGGCAAUGUUUGCACUAACACCAGAUCACUUUUAAGCCAUAUUUGAUAGUGAUUUUGGGGAGUGGGUCUGCGCUCUUGCCCUGUCUCCGGUGAGCAGCCUGCAGCCGAUAGGAAAAUGAGGCUUUUUUGUCUGAGCGGUGCCUGUCUGCUGGUGACCCUGGUGUCUGCCGGUUCUACUCCGUCCCCCGCAGCAGGAACCUCGGGCCCCUUCACAGCCAGCUCCUGCACAACGUGCGGCAUCGGGCAGCCCGAGGAGCUCCGCAAGACGGACACUGUCUUCUUGGAAGCCGUCAAGCGGCAUAUCUUAAACCGGCUGCAGAUGAAAGAGAGGCCGAACAUCACGCACCCUGUCCCCAAAGCCGCAAUGAUCACGGCUCUGAGGAAGUUACAUGCUGGGAAAUUGAAAGAGGACGGCAGACUGGAGAUCCCGAACCUGGACGGCCAUGCGACCUCUGUCUCCAGGAAGGAUCUACUGGAACAAACCUCAGAGAUCAUCAGCUUUGCUGAAACAGAUGAGCUGGCUUCAUCCAAAUCACGCCUGUACUUUCUGAUCUCAAGCGAAGGGAACCAGAAUCUCUUUGUCCAGCAAGCCAAUUUGUGGCUCUACUUCAAGCUGCUCCCGUCUAAGACUGUAAAGGGCACCAGACGCAAAGUGAGAGUGAAGAUCUAUUUCCAAGAAGCUGGGAGCUCCAACAAGAGGGCAUCGGUUGAAAAGAGGGUGGAUCUCAAGAGAAGCAGUUGGCACACAUUCCCCUUGACCGAGCACAUCCAGGCGCACUUCCAGAGGGGAGAGAGGAGGCACGACCUCGAAGUUCACUGCGAGGGCUGCGAGAGCUUGUCGGUGACUCCCACCUUGGUGGACAGCAACGACGAAUCCCACCGACCCUUUCUGGUGGUCCAGGCUCGCACUCUGGACUCCAAGCACCGGAUCCGCAAGCGGGGCCUGGAGUGCGACGGCCGAACCGACCUGUGCUGCCGACAGCAAUUUUACAUAGAUUUCCGACUAAUCGGCUGGAAUGACUGGAUCAUCGCCCCUACGGGUUACUACGGCAACUACUGCGAGGGGAGCUGUCCGGCGUACAUGGCUGGGGCGCCGGGUUCCGCCUCGUCUUUUCACACGGCUGUGGUGAACCAGUACAGAAUGCGUGGCAUGAACCCCGGCUCCAUGAACUCCUGCUGUAUCCCCACCAAGCUCAGCACCAUGUCCAUGCUCUACUUUGACGACGAGUAUAAUAUCGUGAAGAGGGACGUGCCCAACAUGAUCGUGGAGGAGUGUGGCUGUGCAUGAGAGAGGCUUCAAGGGAGCAAGUUUUCAAAGAGAAAUCCAUCUUUUUAUUUCCCCUCAGAGAGUGGGUUCGUUGUCGCGCCACUGUCACCCAGCUGAAUUUACCAGGUCGCCGACUUAAUUAAACCACCCAAAUUUUGUCAUUUUGGGGUUGACUGUGAUUUCAAAGGUCCCCGCCUGACUUGCAGCCAUUACAGAUGAAGGUGAAAGGCUGCAGAUUGUGUACGCGGCUCACAUCGACGGUACCCCGCAGAGUGAAGUCAUUCCUUUUUGUCGAUUUGGUGCGGAGCAAAGGCUGAUGACGACUCCCUGCAAGUAGCAAAAACACACAUUAGUGAUGUAUUUAAGUGGUGCUAGAGACGCCGUUAAAGCGGAGGUUUCUUCACAGGCAUUCCGCUUCCCUGAAUCAGAAUAAAAAUAAUCGAACGUUUAAUUAUUUAUACCGCAAAAGAAAACUUAUGUGUUACAUUAUGACAAGGCUGGGUGUGCAUAAUCAGAGUGUUCUUCCGGUGGAUUACUCCUCAGUUUGAUUCGGAGGGAGAGUGGGGAUCGAGAUACCUCUCUGGGGAAACCUGCAAUACACAUCUUUGUUUUUCAGCGAAUGAACUAUAAUCCCACCUCCUCCUACUCUCAAUAACGUCUGCUCCGUGUGUUGCUACACUGCAGGCAUCUGGGAACACUGGGGUCUCUGUUGUCUAAUCUGACCGUGCCUGCAAUCGGGACGGGCGAGUCUCAAUUGAAACUUUCUGGCGAUGAUUUCACAAGUUUUCACCAACUCAAAGGAAAACAUCGAUUCGACCAGUUUUGAUGCAAUUGUACUUCAGUAGUGCAUUGGAACACAUAUUUUGCCCUUCCCUUUUAUCUUCCUUCUUCUUCACCUGUCUCUCUCCGCCACCCCUCCCCCUCCCCUCCCCCUACAACCCUCCCCGCACUGUUGACAGAUUGUAUGUGAAUUCAGAGUGGGCUGAAUGAACGAAACCUGUGGAUGGGCCAGUUGUAUUAAAAUGGCCCUUCAGUAACAACGCGGUUGAAGAUCACUCCAAUCAUGAAUACCCUGUCGUAGUCAGUCAAUGUCACAUUCAAUCAGAGGUUCGAGUUGUGUAGCACUGACAAUGUAUUGAAAGCACAUUUCGCACUUGCAUAUCUUAAUGCCUUGAAAAAUCGUGGUACAACGGUGCACUUAUCACAAAUUCUGCAGUUCCAUUCGCUUCUUAUUAAAUAAGUGCCGGUUGGGAGCUAUGCAAAGUAAAUCUUAAGCGGUAAACAGGUGAAUUCCUCGGAUUUAAAAUCUGUGCAGUUACUUGAAGCUAAAUCUUUCGCUUCCUGUAUUUGGCGAAUGAUUGUUUAUAGAGUUUUUUUUCGCGUUUUCUAUUUGCACUGAGAAAUUGCGUUGAUUAGUUUAAAAAACUGCCAUUUUUAAACAAAAAUGAAAUUGUUAUUUUUAUAGAAAGAAGAAUUCUGGGGGGAGGGGGAUAUUGAAAUGUAUUAUACAUAUCAAUGUAUUAAAUAAUUGAACCAAAGAGGACAACUAUUUAGUGUUAUGUAAACGUCAUUGGGCAGAAAGGCUGUUGAUGAGUUUAGUGGUAGUUUGACUAGAAUGAAAGUGAGCUCUCUGUUAGCUUCAUGUCGAAAUGGAUUCCAGUUCCCAGAAUCCCGCGCAAUUUAUCAAAAGCGCAUGCUCCACAGAGCGAGCUGUCACAUUAUGACCAGGUCAUGCACUUAUUUUGCGUUGAAUACACGGCAAUUAAAAGAAAACUGGUUCAGAUUCAUCUUCAUUUAUUAGCUAACAGCUGUAGUAUUUGGCGCCUCUGUGUACAGUUUGGCUACAAUAAAAAC
This is a messenger RNA of Mobula hypostoma (lesser devil ray), 3623 nucleotides long. RefSeq names its product inhibin beta B chain-like. Gene Ontology annotation, molecular function: growth factor activity; cytokine activity. Gene Ontology annotation, cellular component: extracellular region. The transcript has 2 exons. The record is from RefSeq and is a predicted model, not a curated record. NCBI's taxonomy places the organism in Eukaryota, Metazoa, Chordata, Chondrichthyes, Myliobatiformes, Myliobatidae. Bases 618 to 1790 code for a protein of 390 amino acids.